AUGACAAAGAAAAAACCGUUGGCUUAUCCCAACAAUGGAUCCUCCGGAUCUGAGCUGGAAGAACUCGACUCGUUGAUGCCGAAGAAGAAACAAUUGCCUGAUGGAUCCGGUUCUGAGCUGGAAGAACUCAAGUCGUUGAUGCGGAUGAAAAAACACUUGCCUGAUGGAUCCGGAUCUGAGCUGGAAGAUCUCGACUCACUGAUGAUGCCCAAGAAAAAAUGCUUGCCUGAUGGAUGCCGUCCUGAGCUGGAAGAAAUCGACUCAUUGAUGCGGAUGAAAAAACACUUGCCUGAUGGAUCUGGAUCUGAGCUGGAAGAUCUCGACUCACUGAUGAUGCCCAAAAAAAAAUGCUUGCCUGAUGGAUGCGGUUCUGAGCUGGAGGAUCUCGACUAG
This is a messenger RNA of Puccinia triticina, 393 nucleotides long. RefSeq lists its product as uncharacterized. The transcript has a single exon. The coding region runs from base 1 to 393 and encodes 130 amino acids. Lineage: Eukaryota; Fungi; Basidiomycota; Pucciniomycetes; Pucciniales; Pucciniaceae. The record is from RefSeq and is a predicted model, not a curated record.